CACAGCGCCGCCAGGUCCGCGCUUGCAGGGUCCUUCCCGCCACCGCAGGAGCCACCGCCGUCGCCUGACUGACCAUGGCCGAGGAGCUGAUCCUGGAGAGAUGUGACCUAGAGCUGGAGGCCAAUGGCCGUGACCACCACACAGCUGACCUCUGCCAGGGGAGGCUGGUGGUGCGGAGGGGUCAGCCCUUCUGGCUGACGCUGCACUUGGAGGGCCGAGGCUAUGAAGCCAGUGUGGACAGCCUCACCUUCAGCGCCGAGACUGGCCCAGCCCCCAGCGAGGAGGCGGGGACCAAGGCCCGCUUCCCGCUGUCCGAUGCUGUGGACGAGGGGGCCUGGACAGCCUCAGUGGUGGACCAGCAGGACAAGGUUCUGUCACUGCAGCUCUGCACGCCAGCCAAUGCCCCCAUCGGCCUGUACUGCCUCACCCUGGAGACCUCCACCGGCUACCAGGGCUCCAGCUUCGUGCUGGGCCACUUCACCCUGCUCUUCAAUGCCUGGUGCCCAGCGGAUGCUGUGUAUCUGGACUCAGAUGCAGAGCGGCGGGAGUAUGUCCUCUCCCAGCAGGGGUUCAUCUACCAGGGCUCACCCAGGUUCAUUAAGAGCAUGCCAUGGAACUUUGGGCAGUUUGAAGAUGGGAUCCUGGACAUCUGCCUGAUACUUUUGGAUAUCAACCCCAAGUUCUUAAGGGACUGUGGUCGAGACUGCUCACGACGCAAUAACCCGGUCUACCUGGGCCGGGUGGUGAGUGCCAUGGUCAACUGUAACGAUGACCAGGGCGUGCUUCUGGGCCGCUGGGACAACAACUACGGGGACGGUGUCAGCCCCAUGUCCUGGAUCGGCAGUGUGGAUAUCCUGCGGCGCUGGAAGGACCAUGGCUGCCAGCACGUGAAGUACGGCCAGUGCUGGGUCUUCGCCGCUGUGGCCUGCACAGUGCUGCGGUGCCUCGGCAUCCCCACCCGAGUCGUGACAAACUACAACUCGGCACAUGACCAGAACAGCAACCUGCUCAUUGAGUACUUCCGCAAUGAGUUCGGGGAGCUCGAGGCCAACAAGAGCGAGAUGAUCUGGAACUUCCACUGCUGGGUGGAGUCGUGGAUGACUAGGCCCGACCUGGAAGUGGGCUACGAGGGGUGGCAGGCCAUCGACCCCACACCCCAGGAGAAGAGCGAAGGAACCUACUGCUGUGGCCCAGUUCCGGUGCGUGCCAUCAAGGAGGGCGACCUGAGCACCAAGUACGACGCACCUUUCGUCUUUGCCGAGGUCAAUGCUGACGUGGUGGACUGGAUCCGGCAGGAGGAUGGGUCCGUGCACAAGUCCGUCAACCGGUCCCUGGUCGUGGGGCUGAAGAUCAGCACUAAGAGCGUGGGCCGGGACGAGCGGGAGGACAUCACCCACGCCUACAAGUACCCGGAGGGGUCCGCAGAGGAGAGGGCAGCCUUCACGAGGGCCAACCACCUGAACAAACUAGCGGAGGAGGAGGAGUCGGGGGUGGCCAUGCGGAUCCGGGUGGGCCAGGACCUGAACAUGGGCAGUGACUUUGACGUCUUCGCCCAUAUCACCAACAGCACUGCUGAGAGGCGUGACUCCCGCCUUAUGCUCUGUGCCCGCACUGUCAGCUACAACGGGGUCCUGGGGCCCGAGUGCGGCACCAAGGACCUGCUCAAUCUGACCCUGGAGCCCUUCUCUGAGAACAGCAUUCCCCUUCGAAUCCUCUAUGAGAGGUACAGCAGCUACCUGACUGAGUCGAACCUCAUAAAGGUGCGGGGCCUCCUCAUGGAGCCGGCUGCCAACAGCUACCUGCUGGCUGAGCGGGACCUUUACCUGGAGAAUCCGGAAAUCAAGAUCCGGGUCCUGGGAGAGCCCAAGCAGAACCGCAGGCUGGUGGCUGAGGUGUCCCUGCGUAACCCACUCCCUGUGCCCCUUCUGGGCUGUGUCUUCACCGUGGAGGGGGCUGGCCUGACAAAGAAGCAGCAGUCCGUGGAGGUUUCAGACCCCGUGGAGGCAGGGGAAGAAGUCAAGGCGAGGGUGGACCUGAUGCCCGUUGAUGUGGGUCUACACAAGCUGGUGGUGAACUUCGAGUGCGACAAGCUGAAAUCUGUGAAGGGCUAUCGGAAUGUCAUCAUCGGCCCCGCCUAAGGGACCCCUUUACCCAGCCCACCUCAGCCUGCUGAGAGCCCUCAACUGACCUAGUUAUCCUAUGAUAAUGAGCAAAAGCUGCCCCCUGGGGCGGGUGGGCUGCCUGGGGGCUCUUUGGAAUGGAAUGUAUUUCUGGCCCAUCUUGCCACUCUGAGCCUAGUUCUCUACCUGUCUGCCUUAGCUGUGAGGAAUGUUCUGUGCCAACACAGUGGGAAUCCUGACCUUGGCCGACUGGAGCUGGGAGAGAGGGGUCCCACACCUCCUUACCUAGCCCAGGUGCCUUUGGGAAGCAAUGAGGACCCACCACACUGUCCUGUCUACUCCAGCGCCCCUGGGAGUGGGCAAAAAGGAUGGCGUGUCCACUGGCUAGAUCAAUGAACUCUGCCCCAGUUUGUCCUGUGCCUCUUCCUUGACUGCGCCCAGGUUCCAGGGGCCCUCGGGAGAGCUGGAGCAGGAGGUGAUGGGGAACAGGCCCAGUUCAAGCCCCUUCCAGAUCCCAGCAGCCCUGGCCCAACAACCUCCCCCCACCUCCUCACUGUGAGGCACCUGCUGUGUGCCUCAUGGGGUCACAGGACCCGGGAGGCCACAGAGCAGGUGCUACCUCCUCCAUGAGGAGGCUGAACCCUGAAUGGGGAGGCAGCCGCUCUGCUCUCAUGGGGCAUGGGCAUCACAGAAAUGUCACAGACUCCAGGGCUCUGUGACACAAGCUCUGACCUGAGAAUGUCAGACAGGCCAUUUCAGGACUGAUCUGAAAGGGCCCAACUGGGGCAAAGAGGAGGGGGUAGGGAGCUGGUGGCUAAAGCCCUGGGUUCAAGCCCCAAGUCCAUCUUCUGCAUUCGGAACCUCAAUUUCCUCGCAAAUCAGCAGAGCAAUUAAAGCAUCAUCUCCUGGGCCCCUCAGCCCUGCAUUUCUGAUUCCCUACACGGCCCAGCCUUGAAAACAAGCAUGGGUCCACUCCCUGCGCCACACAGCUUCCGCUGCAGGCCUGGAUGUCUCUGACAGUGAGACUGUGACCACUGCCCUGUCCCCAGCCCUGUCCUGCUUCCCAACUACACCCAGCUUCCUCCCUCCAGAUCCAGUUCUAGGGAGAAGAGCCCUCGGUGGCCCUGUCCUACCCACGAGCUGCCUACCGCAGUGCCUGGUCAUCACAAGAGCCUUAGCUGCCUGUGCUGUCCGCUGACAGCAAGGUCAGGAUCUCCACCUGCCCCUCCUCACAGACCAGCAUCCUGGACACAGCCCUUGCCCCUGAGCAAGCUUGGGAGUGGUCAGCUAAGUUCAAGUUCACUCCACUCUCUCUGCAUGAUGGGGCCUCCCAAAGGCUGGAGAUUACAGCCUCUAGGGGCCCCAAAGUCCCAGGUCACGCUGACACCUUUAAAAGUUUCUGCUUUGCACAAAGAAGAAUCACCAAAUGAGCCAGCACAUCUGUCCUAUAGCAGCAGCUCCAGCUGUCCGCACUGUGUCAAAGCCUGCGGGCUCCAGCAGGCAGGCAGGCUAUGUGCUUUUGAACCACGAGGAGCAAGCACUGAAAUUAAAGAAUUUACU
Molecule: messenger RNA, 3680 nt
Organism: Castor canadensis (American beaver)
Lineage: Eukaryota; Metazoa; Chordata; Mammalia; Rodentia; Castoridae
Gene: Tgm2
Product: transglutaminase 2
Biological process (GO): peptide cross-linking
Cellular component (GO): mitochondrion
Molecular function (GO): protein-glutamine gamma-glutamyltransferase activity
Source: RefSeq, a predicted model, not a curated record